GGUUAAAUUAAUCAUAGCGCGUACAAAUGAACAAUUCAAAUGAAAAGCCCUUCGUUUUCUAGUCAGAUCUGAAAACACGUUUUUCACGUGAGCAACAUUAGCUCGCACGGAGAAUCGCGUGCACACACGAGAUCGUGUCGUAUUAUUUCAGAGAGCACAAUUUAGAGUGUCCCACUAAGUUGCCGCUGUCCCACUAGUUCGCCAUCUUGGCCUAUUUCGUGUUUGCCUUCACACUGCGGCAGGUAAGCGCCGUACCGUGCAAUAAUCUGGACCAGAUUUCAACGUCGGAAAACUUGGCGAGGUGACAAUUUUCAGGUCACACGUUUGAAAACUCCCAAUGAGGCGUGUCGUCUGUUAGUGGUCAGUGUGUUUCUGUCAGUUAACCGGUGGCGUUCACUAAACAUUUAAAUUGCAUUUCUGACUUGUAGGUGAAUCUGUGAUCUCAGCAAUGAAGACGGGACAUCUGCUCUUGAUAUUGGCGUCGGUGGUCGUGGCGACCCAAGGUGCUGCACAGCCCCUGUCCAUCAUCAGUGAGUUGGAACUCCAGGCACACAGGGAGUUCAAGACUCUGUUGGAUCAUCUCAGCUUUAAUAAACAGAAUGACGAAUUCGACUCGAAGCGGGUAAGAUUAAAUUUGACAAAAUUUUCUACGACUUUUGGGAGAAGUGAGCUUCUCAAAACAGAUUAAAUCUCAGGUUUAAAUUGAAGUGCUUGAAACAUGUUAAACUCCUUUGUGGUACACUUUAUUCAUCUGUCAUAAAAUGGGUCUCUAGGGGGAGUUACGGCAGGGUUUUUUUUUACGAAUAAAAAGAUUGAAAAUAAGAAAGACAAUACAAAUUUUGUUUCAACGUACAGUUCACCAUGUUAACGUCUCUUGCUUGAAUGACUGAAUACUUAAUAGUUGCCCAUUAAUGGCGAACCAAAAGAGGUAUUUCAUGAGAGGUGGCCUGACAGGGGAUAAUGCGCAAACUGCAACUGGGGCAGAACAGCGUAACUGGGGCAGAAUAGCGUAACUGGGGCAGAAUAGCGUAACUGGGGCAGAAUAGCGUAACUGGGGCAGAAUAGCGUAACUGGGGCAGAAUAGCGUAACUGGGGCAGAAUAGCGUAACGGGGGCAGAAUAGCGUAACGGGGCAGAGCACCGAAACUGGGGGCAGAGCACCGAAACUGGGGGCAGAACAUCGAAACUGGGGGCAGAACAUCGAACCUGGGGGCAGAACAUCGUAACUGGGGGCAGAACAUCGUAACUGGGGGCAGAACAUCGAAACUGGGGGCAGAACAUCGAAACUGGGGGCAGAACAUCGAAACAGGGACAGAGCAUUCAAAACAGGGGCAGAUCUUCGAAACAGGGGCAGAUUACUGAAGCUGGGGCAAAAUAUCAUAACCUUUGAACAAACGUAACUCCGUGACCUUAGAACAAACGUUACUCCGUGACCUUAGAACAAACUCAGAUAUACGAAGGGACAUAUACGUACCCAUCCGACCCUCAAAUGGGAUACAAGUUAAUCUUUAGCAGCCCCCACUUCCCACACACAUACACCUUUUUUUCUUAACUUAUGAAAGUUCACGUGUAGACCCGCGGCGCCCUCGGUUAGAGUAGAGCUCAAACAAUUGUACAAUCGUGCUAUGCUACAAGUAAACAUGGUUUGUUGCUAUAUUUAGGCAAUGCUGCCCAACUUAAUUCAUUGAAAAUGGUCACGGUUAAAUGGCGAAGUCGUUGAGACGUUCGCACCAACCGUAUGAUUAUUUGACUGUCACUCUAAGACAGCGGUUCUCAACCUGCGAGUCACAACCGUUUUGAGGGUCGAACGACUCCCUCACGGGGGUCGCGUAAGAUCAUCGGAAAACAUAUUUAUCAAGUAGCAACGAAAAUAAUUUUAUGGUUGGGGGCAAUGUUCCCUCUAAGGUUUGUUGGUUCGUGUGCAAAAUCAUACAUUUGUGUACAAAGUUUUACAGCAUCAAUUUUUUUGUGUGGAAAAUUGUACAGCCCACAAACACUCACUUACAUGGAAAUUUGCUGCGCGGUACUCAAAACUGCUGCGCGGCGUCUGUGAGAUAGCUGCACAGCCGUGCCGUGCAGCCGUGCAGCUUAAAGAGAACAUUGGUUGGGGGUCACAACAUCAGGAACUGUAUUAAAGGGUCUCAUCUCACUAAAACACAUCUGCCUGACUCUCAUCUCACCAAAACACAUCUGCCUGACUCUCAUCUCACCAAAACACAUCUGACUUUCAUCUCAUUGAAACGCAUCACCCAGAAAAUCCUCUCUCCGAGUCCCAUCUCACCAAAACCCAUCUCACCAAAUCCCAUCUCACCAAAUCCCAUCUCACCAAAUCCCAUCUCACCAAAUCCCAUCUCACCAAAUCCCAUCUCACCAAAUCCCAUCUCACCAAAUCCAAUCUCACCAAAUCCCAUCCCACCAAAUCCCAUCUCACCAAAUCCCAUCUCACCAAAUCCCAUCUCACCAAAUCCCAUCUCACCAAAUCCCAUUUUUCGAAGACCAUUUACCCGUGACCCAACCGAUCUAUCUGAAUCCAAACGAAAGUGCUUUGUCGUGCUUAACUUUCAGACAUAAAAAUAAAUGCAUUUCAUAAAUAUCGUCACAACAGAAAGUCAAUGGACGAGUCCAGUCCUUCUCAUUCAAGAACUGUGCUGACCCCAACACUGAGAUAGCCGUGCCAAGUAACAUCCGGGUGUCGCCAGACCCCAUCAAAAUACCUGGCAACAUCACUGUCUCUGGGAAGGUGGUGUUCAAGACAAGUUUCGGCUCACCUAUUAAAGUAAGUCAGGGUGAUCUGUUACCUAAACACGUACAUUUUCAUUCAUUGACGAUUCAUUCAUUCUCAUUCGUAGAGAAUUCAAACAUGUAUAAGGACAUCGUAAAUCAUAUUUUGAUAACGGUUUACGUUGAAAAAAAAUUUCACCUGUCUGACCUCUUUUUCGAGUCAAUGAUAAAUUUGAUAAAUCGUUUUAAUAAUGCUUUUAAAUUAUUGAAAUGAAUGAUUUUCUCGUUCAAUUUGUGUUCAAGUUUAAUAUCUAUAGUUUUGGUAUCGUGUAACCCGAUAUUGAAUUUUUAACAAAUCUAUUUACUCGAUUGAAGUCAAUUAAGUGCACAUCAAACCAGUCCACUUGAUCUUUUAUAAAAACGGUUUCCUUUACUCCAGGCCGUUGCUGUUAUUGAGAAGGAAGUGUUCGGGGUGUGGGUCAAGGUCCCCUGUGUUGACAACGUCGGCUCCUGUACAUACAACGACCUGUGCACCAUGGUCGAAAUCAAAGACUGCCCACCUCAGAUUACCAGUAUUGGUCUGUCCUGUCAAUGUCCCUUUCCAGAAGUGAGUCAACUUACAGUAUUUUUAAAAAUUUAAACUGUUCUAUAACGAAAUAAGACAGUUUUAUUUUUAGUAUCGUAAUAUUUUAGUUUUAAGUUGAUUAUUUAUUAUUAGCCGUUAGUAAGUAAUGAUGAAUACAUACAUGAUAAAUACUUACAUGACAAAUACUCACAUGAUAAACAUUUACAUGAUAAAUACAUGAGUAUUUCGAUUUUUAAUAAAAGUGCUAGUUUAUAUGUGUGUAUGCGUUGCUUUUGUUAAAAAAUAUUAAUUUUAUUAGGAAAAGGGGGAAGGGGGUUAAUUAGGCCAGAUGAUUGGUUAAUGUGUCUGGCACCUCAACUGUGUACACCGACGCUGGGUUCAGUCUGGCACCUCAACUGUGUACACCGACGCUGGGUUCAGUCUGGCACCUCAACUGUGUACACCGACGCUGGGUUCAGUCUGGCACCUCAACUGUGUACACCGACGCUGGGUUCAUAAGUCCAAAAAAUGCGUGGGGGGGGGGGAGCGGUUGUGAAGGUCUGGACGAAUUGAAAAAUUAGCUUCAGGAAUGUUGAAGACUAAAUGUCAAUCAAGUCUGAGAUCAGCGUUCUUAGAGCUAAACAUGACAGAUUCUAUAAGGGCUUUUAACCCCUUUCGACGACGAACAUGCGAGAAUUAUAAUGAACAACUAACCAAGGAAAACAGAGUCGCCAACCGGCCGUAAAUUGACGGACAGUCGUCAUGGACGUGACUGGCAGACUGACCCCUGUGUAAAUAAUUCUGCAUGCAUCCAUGACUAUGCCAAAAAAGCAUUCUGUCAUCUAUGACUAUGCCGCAUAAAAAGUAGUUAUUUAAAUUAAUGGUGUAAAAAUAUAAUUGCAAUGCAACGUUUACCUUGGAUCUCUCGCGUUUUCUUGAGGAUCUGGAUUUUCAUACAGUAGAGCGUCGUUAAUCACGACUAAUGAGACUCCAGGGGAUGAUUCGGAUAAGCUUUUUCGGAUAACUGAACACUCCCACAAAAAGGUUGUGUUCAAGAGGUUAGUCCAACGAGUCGAUCCCAGGCUUGUGGACUGGAGUUCAGUCCUCAUCAUCCUAGACAAAGCAAAACAGCAGCACCCCGGAUAGAUUGUACGCGUUAAUGCUUGCAGGGAAACUCGUCUAAGGGGAGGCAACUCUGAAAUUAAAACUGGAGAUGGAGUCCCGUAGGCGCUACGACACUGACACAAUGAAUCUUCCGAUAACUCCUGCGACGUGGAACGCACAAAGAGCACAGUGAGACAAACUCUGCCGGUCAUCCACUGCGUCCUGGUCUAUCUCCAGUCGUCUUGACUAUGUCUUGCCACUGGAUCAAUCGUAUACGAGAGAGUGAGGCUGACGAAAUGAACAACUCUCCCUCACUUUAAACAACAACAAAACAACAGUUCAAGUCAAGGCUACUACUACUCAAGGCGAAGCCUGAGCCAUCUACGCAUGCGAAAGAUGGGAAAUAGUCUAUAGAGUACAGUUUAUUCUUACUUAAUUGUACAGUGUUUUAUGUACUUUUAUGGGAGGGUUUUGGUUUUUUUCCUGGUAAAACAUUUACUACUAAAAAAUAGAUGACUGACGUCAUCUAGAAAUAAAAUCCAUGGCCACUCUUGUCUUUGUAUUCGUGUAGUCUGCCAUACACUGUGUUAGUUGGCAGAUCGUAUUACCCCAGUCUGGCGGCCGUUCAAGAGCGAAAUGCUCAGUAACGCUUCAGCAGAUAUUAAUGUCGGUGACAGCAUCAGCAAUACGGUGAACGUCUUUUACCUGGAUUGUCAAGAUGGGUCGACAUUGUUUUCUGAUGUUUGUUCUUUGUACUCUAAUGCCCCACGCCAUGGACAAUGCCCCACGCCAUGGACAAUGCCCCCCGCCAUGGACAAUGCCCCACGCCAUGGACAAUGCCCCACGCCAUGAACAAUGCCCCACGCCAUGGACAAUGCCCCACGCCAUGGACAUUGUGUGCGAUCAUAUUUUUUUUUUAAUAUAUUGGCAGUUGGGAUAACCGGAUUUUCGGAUAACGAGCGUUCGAAAAAAAAAAGACAAAUUUCUAUACAAGUGGGUCUGUUUUUUCGUGUGUUUAAAAUAGUAUAGAAUCCGUAGCCGAUAAAUUGAAUUGAAAUGAGAUACUGAGCUCUAAGCAUUGAUUCAAUCCGCCUUGAACGCCGAUAGGAUUUAUUUAUUACGCGUUAAUCAUCUUCACUAUCUUAUUAGUAGUUCAUUAUCUUUUGCUUGGAAGAAUGCAACUUAAAGUACAUUCAAUAAUUUAUGUACAUAUUUUAUCAAUAGUUUCUAAAAAUAUAUUAAAUUACGGCAUUCCAUGUUUUUAUGCUGUUUGGUGUACUUUAUUGAUGGCUAAAUGAUAUGCCCACUGGCUCGGCCCACUGGCUCAGUGAUGGCUCACUCGAUCAGCGAUGGCUCACUCGCUUGGUGUCGGCCCGCUGGCUCAGUGACAGUCCACUAGCUCAGUGAUACCAACUGUAAUGGCUCAGUGAAAGCCCACUAGCUCAGUGACAAAAUAGCAUCGGUUUUCUCUUUCAUCCAUCAUUAAAGCAAGCAAUAUUUUAUUUUAUCGUGAGUUUAUUUUUACAACAGCGACGAUGUUCAUGCGACGGCUUGACGAAACAGCGACACAUAAAAUAAGGGUGUUCAUAAAAUAAGAGAUAACUUUCUCACUCGGCUUGGGAUACCGAGUCAUAAAUAAAAACAACUGGAAGUGGAAUAACUGCUACAAUUUUGGGAGUUCCUUCCCCUUUUUUCAAGUUCCUUCCCCUUUCUUCAUCAUUUGUGGUGUUGUUUUUUUUUUGUUUUUUGUUUGGGGAGGGUAUCGUGUGAUAUGUACUUAUGAAUGUACUAUAAUCAAAUUCUUUCUGUUCUCAGGGAAGUUUUAACGUGGCACCAGUUACAGUUGAAAUAAAAGAAUCGCUCCCGGUCAAAGUUUCGGGUGGGGUCAAGAUCCACGUGACAGCCACUUACCAGAGUCAGCUGUUGACCUGUGUAGAGCUGCAGCUUACACUCGCCUGAUCACAGCCGCUGACCCGUGUAGAGCGGCAGUUUACACUCGCCCGAUCACAGCCGCUGACCCAGUUCUGACCUAUUUGGUAGAAAUAUCAGAAAUUCGGGCACACGAAAUUAAAUGCAUAUCUUUACAACAGUAUUUGAUGUUAUUUAAGAUACCAGUUCCAAGUAAUAAAAAAUUGAAUAAAGUUACAAAUCUGUUUUUAUUUUGUCAUUUCCAACCAGUUUUCCCACACUGUC
Molecule: messenger RNA, 6582 nt
Organism: Lymnaea stagnalis (great pond snail)
Lineage: Eukaryota; Metazoa; Mollusca; Gastropoda; Lymnaeidae
Source: the annotation of a GenBank genome assembly